AUGUGUUCAAGUAUGAAGCUUGUGUCCGAUCACAGCUUGAGACGAAUGAACAGUGGAAGGACAAAAUUGCUACGACUGAAUGCGCUAACAUUUGCUUCCUGGAAGCUGCCACUGCUAUCUACUCAAUUCAAUCAGUCGCUGUGCGGUGGCACUGAAUAUAUGCGAAACUGGAAGUACAACAUGAGCUUUGUGAGGAGCGUGAACGAGAUCGAAAUCGAACUGAACACAGUGGUUUCGCUGAAAGAGAGCGAAUUCAACGAGGAGAAGCGGCGUGCCAAUGAAAUUCUAGAAGAAUUCGAAAAAGAUCAAAUUGCAGUAGGAAGAAAUGCGUCCAGUGCAAAAGCAAUGUAA
Gongylonema pulchrum is the source of this 351-nucleotide messenger RNA. The record is from the annotation of a GenBank genome assembly. Lineage: Eukaryota; Metazoa; Nematoda; Chromadorea; Rhabditida; Gongylonematidae.